Aplosporella prunicola CBS 121167 is the source of this 4007-nucleotide messenger RNA. RefSeq lists its product as uncharacterized. The coding region runs from base 86 to 3850 and encodes 1254 amino acids. Gene Ontology annotation, cellular component: nucleolus; intracellular anatomical structure. Gene Ontology annotation, molecular function: RNA binding. NCBI's taxonomy places the organism in Eukaryota, Fungi, Ascomycota, Dothideomycetes, Botryosphaeriales, Aplosporellaceae. The transcript is spliced from 3 exons. Gene Ontology annotation, biological process: maturation of SSU-rRNA from tricistronic rRNA transcript (SSU-rRNA, 5.8S rRNA, LSU-rRNA). The record is from RefSeq and is a predicted model, not a curated record.
AGAGCAAACAAGUCGCACCGCACCGAGACGGCGAACGAGCAUUCACACGGCGCGCCCCGGGACCAGCCGACGACAACGACGCAAGAUGCCCAAGUUCGUGCCGCGGCAGCGCAAGCACAAGGCGCGCCAGCGCGAGGCCGAGCAGCAGCAGAAUGGCGCCCCGGACCCGAAUGCGGCGGAGUUGCUGCCGGCUGGCAAGGCGGAGCGCGAGGAGCGCAAGAGGAAGAUGAAGGAUGAGCUUAAGGCGCAGCAGCCCAAGAUGAGCAGCAAGAAGCAGAAGAGGCUGGAUAAAUACAUUGAUACGAAGCUCAAGCGUGAAGAGAACCUUGAGCUCAUCAAGAAGCUCGCCGCGCAUAAAGUCGAUACUUCGCUCUUCCAGUCGUCUAAGAGCCUCGGCCGUGUGACAGAGUCCAGACGCGACGUCUUCGCCAAAGCUCUCCAGGAGAAGCAGGCCGGAAUAGAUGUGGAAAAGAACGAGCGCAUCUUGCAGGAUGUUUCCAGGCCGGCCAAGCAGAAGGGAGAUGGAUACCAUACGGAUUCAGAGGAAGAGGUGGAACAAGAGGGUCGCAAAGCGCAGCCCAAGGCGCAGUCUUUGAAGCGGAAGGCAGAGCCGGAACCGGAGCCGGAGCCGGAGCCGGAAGCACAACCUGAAGCGCCCGCCGCUGCCGACUCUGCAAAGGCUGAUCAGCCAGCAUCGGCAUUUGGAAGUGGUCUAAAGAGGCCGCUUGAGCUGGAUGAGAGCGGAAGGCCAAUUAUUAAAAAGAGGAAGAGGGCGUCUAAGCCAGCUCUGAAAUUCAUGGCUCCGAAGGAAGAGCCGGAUUGGGAAGGCUUCAGUUCGGAAGGAUCAGACUCGGAGGCUGAUGAGAAGGCGGACGGAUGGGACGAGAUAUCAGAUGUGGAAUCCGAGGACUCAGAGGAAGAUGAAGAGGGAUCAUCUGAAGACGAGGAAGAUGAGAGCUCAGAAGAGGAAGACUCUGAUGAGGACGAAGAAAUGUCAGAGGCGUCGGACAGCGCCACAAAAGAAGCUCGGAAAGCGCGCUCAUCAGCAUUCAAAGAAUGGGCAACACAAGAGCGGAACAAGGCUGUAGGAUUUACUCCAACCCUUGCCAUCCAAGACACUGGCGACAUCGUCCAUCCCCACAACCCCGCAAACUUCCAGCCUCGCCCAGUCGAAGAAGACCCUCUGCCUCCUGAGCUCGCGACCAAGACCGCCAGCGACGCUUGGCGGAAAGCCCACAGUGUGACCGUCGACCGCUCGCCCGAAGUCCAGGAUGCGCGUCUGAAGCUGCCGGUCGUGGCGGAGGAGCAGAAGAUCAUGGAAGCUGUGCAUAACAAUGAUGUUGUGGUUGUAUGGGGUGCGACGGGUAGUGGUAAAACGACACAGGUGCCGCAGUUCUUAUUCGAGAGCGGUUACGGUGACCCCAAUGGCCCGACGCCGGGUAUGAUUGGUGUGACGCAGCCCAGGCGUGUCGCAGCGGUUAGUAUGGCGAACAGGGUUGGCGACGAAUUGGGGAGUGCGAGCAAAAGGGUUGGAUACCAGAUCCGUUUUGACACCACCGCUGGCGACAACACAGCUGUCAAGUUCAUGACGGAUGGUAUUCUUCUCCGAGAGAUCGCACAAGACAUUUCACUGCCGCAGUACUCCGCUAUCCUCAUUGAUGAAGCGCAUGAGCGCAGCGUAAACACUGACAUCUUGAUCGGCAUGAUGAGCCGUAUCGUUGACCUACGACGCACUCUUAUGAAGGACGACCCCAAGGUCAAGCCUUUGAAGCUCAUAAUCAUGUCUGCUACCCUUCGUAUUUCCGACUUUACUCAGAACGAGCGUUUGUUCAGAAACGGCCCGCCACCUCUAUUGCAGGCGGAGGGCAGACAGUACCCGGUCACUGUGCAUUUCUCCAGGCGCACCCAGAUGGAUUAUCUGGAGGAAAUGUUCAAGAAGAUCAAGAGGGGUCACAGAAAGCUACCGGCUGGUGGAAUGCUGGUUUUCUUGACUGGCCAAAACGAAAUCACGACGCUGGCGAAAAGGCUAAAGCAAGCAUUCCCCAACACCCAAGGUGCCGAUGUCAAGCAACCACCGGUGCGCAUUUCAGCUGCGGAUGCACCUUUGGAAGCAGAAGACCUGGAAAUUGGUGAUGAUACCGUAAACGCUGAUGACUUCGAUGAUGGCUCGUCAGACGACGAGUCCACAAUUCAAGGUCUCGACGAUGAUGAAGAGGACAAGGAGUUCGAUAUCGGAGAAGACGAUGCAGAUGCAGAGAAGAUGCUCAAGGUGCACGUUCUUCCACUGUAUUCGCAACUCCCGACCAAGCAACAGAUGAGGAUUUUCGAAUCGCCCCCAGAGGGGUCGCGCCUCAUAGUUCUGGCAACCAACGUCGCCGAAACCAGUUUGACCAUUCCCGGCAUUCGCUAUGUUUUCGACUGCGGCCGUUCCAAGGAGCGCAAGUACGACCAGACUACCGGUGUCCAGAGCUUCGAGGUCGGCUGGAUUAGUAAGGCUUCUGCCGAACAGCGCGCUGGUCGUGCCGGUCGUACCGGGCCUGGUCACUGUUACAGGUUGUAUUCCUCGGCUGUCUAUGAGCGUGACUUCCUGCAAUACGCCGAGCCUGAGAUUCUGCGCACGCCAAUCGAAGGUCUGGUGUUGCAGUUGAAGGGAAUGGGCAUCCACAAGGUUGUGAACUAUCCUUUCCCGACGCCGCCAAACAGGCAAAACCUUGCCAAGGCGGAGAAGCUGCUGCAAUAUCUUGGGGCUAUCGACGACGACGGCAAGAUUACGCCUCAGGGCCGUCAAUUGUCCGUCUACCCCCUCAGUCCGAGGUUCUCGCGUAUGCUUGUCAUUGGCCAGAACCACAACCUCACGGCCUAUGUCAUUGCCUUGGUCUCCGCGCUGGCUGUCCCUGAAGUAUUCAUCCCUGAGAACCAGCUCAAGCUCACCGCAGCCCCCGACGCCGAGGACGAAGGCCGCAUCCGCACGCACCAGGACAACCUCGAAGACGAAGCGCGCGAGACGCGCCGCAAAGCCUACAACAAGGCGCACGCGACGCUCUCACAGCUGGACCGGCAGUCCGACGCCGCCAAGCUGCUAGCCGCACUUUGCGCAUUCGGUGCCGAGCGUAAGAAGACGCCCGAGCAGUUCGCAGAGGCGUGGUUCCUGCGCCUGAAGGCCCUACAAGAAGCGUCACAGCUGCGCUCGCAGCUCACAAACAUCGUGCGCAAAGAGAACCCACGCGCCGGGGCCCUGCUCCCAGCCAACGACAAGCCGCUCGCACCACCGAGCAAAGCGGACCUCGCCAAGCUAAACUAUCUCGUCGCCGCGGGCUUCAUCGACCAAGUGGCGCAGCGCGCGGACCUGGCGCCCAACGUGACGAGCCUGCCGGCGCGCAAGCCCAAGCGCGCCUCCGACGUCCCGUACGUGACGCUGUUCCCGUCGCACGAGCGGCACUCUGGCGCCGCGGACGAGGCCGAGCCCUUCGUCUACCUGCACCCCGGCUCCGUGCUCGCGCACUCCAGCCCGCAAGCCCUGCCCCAGUACGUCGUGUACGCGCGGCUGCAGCGGGGGGCCGCUUCUACGGCGCUCGCGACCGCGCUGCCGAAAGUCCGCAUGCUGCCGCUGUGUGCGGUGACGGGGGCGCAGCUGGCGGCCCUGGCGCAGGGCACGCCGUUGUUGGGCUGGGGGAAGCCGUUGGGGAAGGUGGUCGAGAAGGGGAGGGAUGAGGCGGGAAGAGAGCUCAGGGAGUGCUAUCUUGUGCCGAGUUUGGUGGGGGAGAAGGGCGGGUUGGGCUGGCCGUUGCCGGCGAAGAGGGUCUUGCAGAGACGGGAUCCGAAGGGCUGGGUUGUAAGGGAUGUGUUGUGAUUGGAUGGUGGUGGCUUUGUGCAUAUCUGUUGGGGUGGUUGGUUAGAGUUAUGGGUUUGUGGUCAGCCUUGUCUGUUCCGCUGUCUACGUUGUUGAUUUGCUGUCAGCCUUGUUCACUUUGUGCUCAGCCUCGUCCGUGUAGAUUGUAUGUUCUGUG